GUGUACGGCGACGAAGCCGAAUACUCCAAGAACCACGACAAGUUCCUAGCAUUGGCCCUGGGGUCUCCACUGCAUCGGCCAAAAGGUGUGAAUGCUUUUCUGAAGCACUUCCUCUUCUUCAUUGUGAGCUCAGCUACUGCCUUGGGCAUGCGUACCCUCAGGCCCAUACUGGUACGAGCAUGCUGGUCCCUCAAUGCGGCGUUUAUGGCGACCUCUCCCGAGAGACCCUCCUUCGCUGUUACAUGCAUUAAGGGGGACUGGGCCUGGCAUCGAUACCUGUUCAAAAUGAAGAACUGGUACAACUGGAAGUGUCGCUAUGUGUGCCACCGAUGCGAUGCGACGCAGGAUGUGAGGCAAAGUGUCGAUCUAGAUCUAUAUUAA
This is a messenger RNA of Symbiodinium sp. CCMP2456, 381 nucleotides long. The record is from the annotation of a GenBank genome assembly. NCBI's taxonomy places the organism in Eukaryota, Dinophyceae, Suessiales, Symbiodiniaceae.